Messenger RNA from Diaporthe citri, 1392 nucleotides. RefSeq lists its product as uncharacterized. Gene Ontology annotation, biological process: secondary metabolite biosynthetic process. The record is from RefSeq and is a predicted model, not a curated record. The transcript has a single exon. Lineage: Eukaryota; Fungi; Ascomycota; Sordariomycetes; Diaporthales; Diaporthaceae. The coding region runs from base 1 to 1392 and encodes 463 amino acids. Gene Ontology annotation, molecular function: acyltransferase activity, transferring groups other than amino-acyl groups.
AUGCAGCGCCUCUCGGAAUUCGGCCAAGCGUCGCUUCGAACUUACACGCAAAUUGUCCUCGCCUUUCCGCUCUCUGGGAGAGCCCCAGCCUCGACCAUCUAUCAACACCUUAGAGCCUCUUUGACCCGUCUUGGGAAUUCCUUCCCACUGCUGGCCUCUGAAGUGCAUCUGAAAAAGUCACGGUUUGGUGAGGAGGCAUUCAUCCUACCACCCUCAUCGUCAGGCAUUCCCUUAUGGACUGAGAUCAGCGAUACAAACUACGCCGACCUCGCCGCGCGCGGGUUCCCAGCCCAGAAUUUUAUUCACCCCGACUUGGACUUAAACAACACUCUCAAUCUUAACGAGGGCCCCGUUCCUGUGGCCCACGUGCGAGUCAAGCUUAUUGACGGCGGCUUCCUCCUAUUCCUGUCUCUUCAUCACACGCUCGGCGAUGCAUAUUGUCUUGGGCUUUUCGCACAAGCAUUUGCGGCCGCAACUCGUGGGGAGCGGAUCGCAGUCGAGUCUUCAUCUCCAGAGCUACAUCUUCCCCAGGACGAAGAUAUAUCUUCUAGCACUCUAUUGACCUUGUCUAGGCACACACCUGAGUACGAGGUUUUAUUAAACUCAAAUUCAGGCCCAAGUUUGCCCGACAUACUUCCUGGAGGAAUUCCGAGCGAGGAGAUCCCUGGUGUCAGUAAAAUCUUCGCGCUAAAGAUUGACGACAUAGAGCAGCUUCGCAACAAGGUGCGUGACGUGUGGGGGCCCGUAGCCCGAAAGCCUUCUGCAUUCACUUGUAUGGCGGCUCUGACAUGGGCCCACGUUACGAAAGCGAGAAUUGCAAGCGAGCCAGGCAUUGCGCCUCCGAGUGAGAAUGCUAACAUCGCGAAGCUUUUCACUUUAGUCGACUUCCGCCGCCGAUUUCACGACGAAACGGAGGAAUACUUCGGCAACGCAAAUGUCACUGUUCCGACAGAGACUUCAGUCGAAGACCUUGAUUCGGCAUGUGAGGGCCAAGACGUGAUGGCCCUCGCAAAAAUUGUUGCUCGGAUCACCACCACGUUCUCGAACGUUGAUCAAACAGCUAUUCUCCGCCGCGAGGCGCUGUUCAAGAGGAUCACUGACUACCGCCGUCUCGCGCUCAGCCAGGACCGGAGAAUCCCCGGACAAUUGCAAUUCAACUCUUGGCGAUAUUUUGGAGGAAACGACGUCUGGAAAUUGCCAGGUGUGGGCACAAAGAAACCGGACUCUGUACGUAGGGUCCAAGGCGAGGUGAGCCUUGGAAAUGUGCUUAUCCUGCCGCUGAAUUCGGAAUCGGAAGUCUACGAGAUAUCGGUCCAAAUUCCUGAGAUGUCGAUGUCGGCGCUUUUACAGGACGAUGGCUGGAUGCACUGGGUUCAUCACACCAUUGGUUAG